Messenger RNA from Triplophysa dalaica, 1907 nucleotides. It is a transcript of the gene icmt, whose product is annotated as isoprenylcysteine carboxyl methyltransferase. Gene Ontology annotation, cellular component: membrane; endoplasmic reticulum. Gene Ontology annotation, molecular function: protein C-terminal S-isoprenylcysteine carboxyl O-methyltransferase activity. Gene Ontology annotation, biological process: C-terminal protein methylation. NCBI's taxonomy places the organism in Eukaryota, Metazoa, Chordata, Actinopteri, Cypriniformes, Nemacheilidae. The record is from RefSeq and is a predicted model, not a curated record. The transcript has 5 exons. The coding region runs from base 7 to 885 and encodes 292 amino acids.
UUCAACAUGGCAGGCAGCAAGUUGGUGCUAGAAGGAAGGAUAAGUGUCAUAAGCUUUAUCUCAGGUCUGGGCGUCAUCGUAAUACCUUUACUCGUAAAUUUUGGCUCUCACAUUGACUGGAUAUUCGAUUACCUCACGGAUGUAAACGGGAAAAUAGCCAUAGCGGUGUAUAUCACAGUUCUCAAUGGCUUCCUGCUAAUCCUCUACAAGGGACCUUUAUACAAGGUGGCUGUUAGGGCCUGUUUUCUUGGAUUUACCUUUGGAUGUGGCCUCACUUUAAGUUUUGCAGAUACAACAUGGACACACUUUGGAUGGUAUAUGUGCUCGCUGUCGUUCUUUCACUAUUCUGAGUACCUGGUUACUGCCAUCAUCAACCCACGCAGUCUAUCCCUAGACUCUUUUCUUCUCAACCACAGUGUUGAGUAUACAGUAGCAGCCGUUUUCUCCUGGGUGGAGUUCACUGUGGAAAAGCUCCUGGUGCCAGAUUUGAAGCAAUUCAACUGGCUCUGUGGGGUGGGACUGUUCAUGGUCUUCUGCGGAGACAGCCUGCGUAAAGCAGCCAUGUUGACCGCAGGGUCCAACUUCAACCACAUAGUGCAGAAUGAGAAGGCCCGGAGUCACGUGCUGGUCACAAGUGGAGUUUACGCGCAUUUUAGACAUCCUUCCUAUGUGGGAUGGUUUUACUGGAGCAUUGGCACUCAGAUCGUUUUGUGCAACCCAAUAUGUAUUUUGGGAUAUACAGUGGCCAGCUGGCGGUUCUUUCGAGAGCGAAUUGAGGAAGAGGAGAUCUCUCUCAUCCUUUUCUUUGGUGAGGACUACAUUGAAUACAAGAAGAAGGUCUUCACCGGCUUGCCCUUCAUCUCAGGGAUCAGGAUUAAUUCUUAAGGCAGUGCUGCAUUAAAGGGAGGAAUUAGCCUGACAGUGCCCACCUGGACACCUCUGACUGACACUCUGAAUGAGCUAGUUGCCUGGUGGCAUCAUGGUGCGCCCCCUUGGGGGGGACAGCACAGACAAAUGAGGUGGCAGCACAAUAAAACUGACCUGAGACACAUUGGUCUGCUCUGAGCAGGGUGGAUCUUCCGCCCUUAACAUCCCCAGAGAUACUCGCACACCAACACCACAUUCCUCUACCUUUGUCUUUCACUCCAUAGUAUUUCUGUUCUGUCUUGCGUUCUUGUACAUGUAACAUAUGUCAUAUAUCCUCAUAUUUACAGCCAUUAUCACUGGCACUAGUCUUAUGAAGUCAUAAACAUUUCACACAUCAUCUUUAUUCAUACAUGCAUCAUUUCAUUUGCUGGUUUUGCGGUUAGAAACCUUUUAAUAAUUGGCCUCAAGAUUUUCCCUAUAGAUUAUUAAAUAUUUAGCUUGUGGUAAGAGUUUUUUGUUCAGAGGUAUUAAAGACGGCAUGAAACGGUAGUAGCGGUUGUCUUGUUUGCCGACUUUUUAAAUGAAAACGUAGGGUGGGACUUGAUUUUAUCCACGGACAACUUAUUGGAUCGAUAAAAUGUGAAAGAUUUGCAAUCUGUCAGUCAUUGCAGCCCCGCCCUCGCACCAUUCCUCAUGACCAGAAGUGAAGAGAGGUCGUUUCGAGGGGGGCCUAACGAUUUUGAUUAAAGAUUACAAGUACAAAUUAAUAAAAAAAUGAUGUGCACGGAUACGCCACCACUGUGUAAAACAAUGAGAUUUAUCAUUUUUAAUGUCAUGCCGACUUUAAAUGGCCCUGAAAAAGUUUAUUGUGUGUGAGAAACAUUCUGAGGUGUUCGCAUGAACUCUUAUGCUGCCAGUCGUGAUAGGGCUACUUUUCAAAUGCUGAUGUGCGACAAUCUCCAAAGAUUUGUGAUUUGUUAAUACUGUUGAACAGUUUUAAAAUAACGAUUAGAAUAAUAAAGAUAUCUGAUAACUUAAAG